GUGGAAAUGGUUAAAUACAAGCUUCUCGUGCGAUGGGAAGCGAGCUCACUAGCUUCGCAUAGAUGGGCGUUCUGUUCUGUCCUGGGCUGGGGCCGGGCCCGGGCCCAUGCCAGGCACAGACCGACACAGCUGCUAGCUAGUUACUGUGGCUAACGUACAUUAACAUCACGGCUUGCCAGUUCUGUCUUGUAAACGCCACUUUUACUGCGUACUCAGCUGAUCACUGUGGUUAACGUUGAUGUGUGGCGUUAUUGUUCAAUUCGAUGUAGAAAUAUGUUUUUAAUGGUUGUGUAUAGCUGGUGGGAACAGCGCAUGCUAGUAUAGCUAGCUACCCCAGCUGGUUAUGUAUUUUCAGAUAUUAGUUAGCUAGUAGUAGCUAGCUAUCUUGCUACGCGGAAUACUAGAACAUCCCUUGCGCAGUUGGUCCUUUGCGUCAAGAUUGUCAAAUAGCCAGAGCUGCCACAUAUGGUGGUUAUUGCAUAGUUGGCUAACUUGUUCGAAUUAGCUAAUAUUCGUUUGUCUAGUUUGUUAGCAAACCGUGCUCUCUAGCCAGCUAGCUCGAGAAGGUCCCAACUAGUUAGUCAACGUAACAUGUCUAACCUUACAACGCGCAGUAACAGUAAUUUACUGAUUCCAUUUUCCACGAAAAUAUAGAAAUCGCUUGUACCUUUCGAUUUAGAAAUCGUUGCAUGUCACUCUAGCUAGCGAAUUUAAGAGCAUCCCGAAGGGAUUGCUGAAUUGUCUAUUUGCAGCACCAUAGCUAGUCGAACGUUAGCUACAUUGAAGCAAACCCGAAUGUGAAUGUCAAUGAUAUAUUGCUGUGAAAUGCAAAUUUGAGAUAAAUGCAUAAAAAUGUCAUUUUGGGUCAAAAGCUAACGUUUGUCAUACUUAAUUAACCCGCAUACCAUGUACAUGUAGCCAUCUGCAUUUUUGAGCUUGUUUUUUUAUUUGGUAAUUCAUGCGAGGUGGAUGGAGUGCAGUUGCUGGCUAAAUGGUUAUGAAGUGAACUGAGGGUAAAAAUAUCCUUUCUCCGAUACAUCCUAUAGUGCACGUUCACAAUGUCAGUAGCAGAGUGGGUGUGUGACACUCGCAAGUCUAGGCUACAUAUUCCCUUUCUCUCACACACAGGCAACUAAUGAUGCUCUUCAACCCAUUUGUUUCAAUGGGCCAUUUUGCAUGUUUGGAACAUUUUGGCUGCUGCUGCUUCUGAAUCACCUGAUGAUGUCAGCAUUGCAUUCUCUUUGCAGGUUGGAUGAGUCUAGAGAAAGAGGGGAUGUGUCCCAAGCUCAAUACAUCAUCCUCAUUGGCACAGUGAAGCAUGUGGUGUGUUCAUUAUCCAACAUCAUAUCCCUCUUUGUCAUUGCAGCUUGGAGUUGGUUCAGAAAAGGCCCAGCAUCAUACUUGUAGCCCUCUCUGCCCAGUGACCCUGAACUCACCUUUUGGUUAAAUGACAGGGCAGAGGCUAGACCUCCGGAUACAUCUCAGGGCCACCAAACCGUCAACCACCAGCCCCCUCUGGCCUCAUCUCAUUCCCCACAUUUUCCCUGGAGAGCCUACAUGGACUGCCAGUUAAAAAAAUAACCAGAGAUGCCCAAAAUUAGAUGGUGGGCCUACAGGCAAGAGCCUAGCUAUCCCAACCAGGAAGCAGUUAAAUUCAGUCCUACUGAUCCCCUCUCAUCUGAAGCAUAGCGACGGCUUCCUGAUUGAGCUCGGAGUUGCGUUUCUCAACCUUCAGUGGAGUGCUGUCCUGAGAUGUCAGCAGAGAGGGGCUGCUGAAAGUGUUGUCCGGGGCAUGAGAGAGGGAGCGAGGAAGGGGUGUCACGGCUGAAGCAGUCCACUGCUGCGCCGCCAAUGGAUGCCAAACUGCAAGAGGACCUGUUCCGGAGGUACGUGGUGUGCCUAGAGAGGCGGCUAGAGGACGGAGGGGGGAAUGCGGGCCUUGGGGGAAGCACCUUGGAGGGGGGCAGCGAGGCCCUACUCUCCACGGCCACAGCCCUGCUGGGGGCCUACCAACCAGACCCGGGCCAGAGGUUCCGCAUGGUGCGCUUCUAUGAGGUGGUGGAGAAUGCCAUUCGAUGCCUGAGAGGCUGCAGUCUGCAGGGCCUGGAGAGAGCCUUCCUCACCCUGGAGACUGUCUGCACCAACCUGCUGCUCUUCCCCUGGAAGAAAGAGUUCCGCUGCAUCAAGACCUUCACAGGCCCGUACGUCUACCUUCUCCAGUCUGCUGUGUGCGACGCUGAUCUCCGCUCCCUCCUGCGUUCUAUGGGCUACUCCCGCGACCAUGAGCUCCAGUUCCACGUCCGGGACCACCCAGGUGGCCCAGCCCACCUCCGGCAGCUAGCCUUCGAGCUCUUCCUGGCCCAGGCCGAGUGUCGUCUCCUGGGGGAGGUAGUGGCUUUGGCCCGGGGUUCAGCCUCUGAGCUGGAAGCCCUGGAGCAACGGAGGGGCUGCCGGGAUGACGCGGCUGGCUGUGCCGAGGUCCUCCGACGGCGAGAUAGCCUUGGGGCCGACAUGGCCAGGCUCUCAGUGCGACCGAUGGACAUACCUCACCCUCACCAUCUGAGGAGAGGGGGAAGACCGUCCAAGUCAGUGGAUGUUACGGAUGGAGCUGGGAAUUGGCACGCAGCCUCUAAGCCUGUCCUGAAAGCCUCUCUGAGCCUGAGGAAGGAGCCUCUGUUUGUGGAUGCAGAGGAGGACAUGAAGGAUGAGAUCAUCAGGCCCAGCACCUCCACUUCCAUGUUCUCUGUGACUGACCCACCUUCCUACAGCCCCGUGCCUGACUUCUUCCCUAUUCAAUCCCCGCCCUCGGUCGAUGCUUACUCCUCUUACCACCUCUCCUCAUUGGAUGAAAUUGAUCUGUACACAGAGAGGGGUGGGCCUAGGGUUGGAGGUCGACAGACACCUUCCAGACCUCCAUCCAGGGAGCCCCGGGAUGCCAGGGAUGGCUGGGCACUCAAAACCCACAGUGCACUCACCUCUCCGGGGGUGAAGUGUCAGGGUUGUGGCCUGGGCUGCUCCAGCCUGGCAUCCUGCCCCAGGUGUGAAAUGAUCCUGUGCCAGGCCUGUCACGACAUCGACCCCUCCCCCUGCUGCGGCCUGCAGGACUACCCCAACCCCAAAUCGCCCCGCCCCAUGGAUGGUUACCUCCCCGUCAAGGAGAAGCUGUCAGUCUACUCCAACACCCACUCCCCACACCCCCACAUACACCCUCACCCCCUCACUCCCCCUCACCCCCAGAUGGUGGAGAAACCCCUCAUGGCCACUAAGCUGUUUCCCUGCAAGUCGGUUGCCAUGUCGUCUGCCAUGGUAGCCAAUAGCGACCGAGCAAGCCUGGGGGGGUCACGGUGCGGGUUCUGUAACAAGCCGGGUGCUUCGCACACCUGCGUGAACUGCUCCAAGGUGUCAUGUGACAUGUGCAUGAACCUGUACGCUAAAGAUGUGUGCACGCGUAAAAAACCCCAGCAUAGCUUUGUCCCCAACCACCAGCUCAACUUUAAGCCUGGAACCAUAUCACAUCUGGUCUACCGAUGAGCCAGGAACAACAGGGAGUGGACUCACUAUUCAAACCUCUCUCUCAUUUCUAUUUCCCUCUCUUACCUGUUCCUGUUCUCUCUUCCUCCUCUCAUUACUUUCUUUUCUUGAACUCUUUCUUCCCUUCCCUGCUCUAUCAGAUGUAUGGAUCUGGAAUACACACAGGACACAUCAUCAUAGGAAGUUGUAUCUCCUGCCUCUCUCUGCCUUGUAAAAGAUCAGGCUUUUUUUUCAACUGCUUCCUCUUCUUCCUUACCUCACCACCCCGCUCUAGCUUAGUCAUGUGACGUCGUAGCGCUUCCUAACCUCUCAAAUCUAGUCCUCUCCAAGCGAAACGGGAGAAAAAAGCAAGAGCCAUCCGGCUUGUAGAAAAACAAAACACAAAUGCUGACUUAAGUUCUCAGCCGAAGAGACGGUAGUGUCAGUCUUCUGGAAUUGGAUUAUGUUCACUGAGGACCCUUUUUAAACUUGAAAAACCAA
Molecule: messenger RNA, 4011 nt
Organism: Salvelinus namaycush (lake trout)
Lineage: Eukaryota; Metazoa; Chordata; Actinopteri; Salmoniformes; Salmonidae
Product: spermatogenesis-associated protein 2-like
Exons: 2
Coding region: 1852-3531 (559 amino acids)
Biological process (GO): protein linear deubiquitination; protein K63-linked deubiquitination; regulation of tumor necrosis factor-mediated signaling pathway
Cellular component (GO): cytoplasm
Source: RefSeq, a predicted model, not a curated record